GAGAUGUUUGACUCUGAAUAUGAUGGCAAAGCAGAUGGGGAUCACUUUGAUUCCCUGAAAGCAGAGUUGAGUCAGCAAGCUCAGUUAAAUCGCAGUGAAUUUGAAGGACUUGAUGAAGAAAUUAGAGUGCAGUACGAAGGUUUUAGAGCUGGCAUGUAUGUACGUUUAGAGUUCACAAAAUUCCCAUGUGAAUUUAUCACCAACUUUGAUAGCAGCUAUCCUGUGAUUGUAGGAGGAUUGUUGGACAAUGAAAGCAACAUGGGAUUUGUGAGAGUACGCAUCAAGGUUCAUCGCUGGUAUCCCAGAAUUCUUAAAAAUAAGGAUCCCUUAAUACUUUCUCUUGGAUGGAGACGGUUCCAGUCCCUUAUGUACUAUGCUAAGAGGGAGGACAAUUUUGUUAUGCGUUCUCUGAAGUAUGCAAGGAAGUAUCUCCAUGUUGAAGCCAUGUUCUGGGGUCCUGUAACUACAAUUGGUACAGGAUUUGUUGCUUUACAAAAUAUUACUGAGCGAGUGUCUGAAUUUCGUAUUGCUGCUAAUGGAGUCGUACUGGAGACUGAUCAGAGCUGUAAGAUAGUAAAGAAGUUAAGGCUUUUAGGAACACCUGAGAAAAUUGUUCAGAAAACUGCAUUUGUUAAGGAUAUGUUUCACACUGAAACUGAAAUAGCCAAGUUUGUGGGUGCAAAAGUGCAAACCCAGUCGGGGAUUCGUGGAAUCCUCAAGAAGGCUCAUGGACGUAAAGGAUUGUUUAGAGCAACUUUUGAAGAUAUUAUUAAAAUGAGUGACGUAAUUGUUUUGAAGACUUGGGUUCCUCUGUUAUUGACACAGUAUUGCUCAACAAUGCGGACGCUUCUUCUUUCUCCAAAGGAAAAAGCAGAAUGGCAAGGAAUGAGGACAGUUGCACAAAUUAAAAAGGCAAAGGGUAUCAAGAAUGAGGUUAAUCCAGACCAUCUAUACACACCCAUCACUCAGCGCAGGGAGUAUGUUCCACUUCCUCUUAAGGUUCCAAAAGCAUUACAAAAGGAUUUGCCAUACAAUAUGAAGCCUAAAGUUACGCCAAAAUUGAAAAAGGUUGAGCGUGUUGUUGUAGUGAAAGAUCCACAUGAAAUGGAGAUGGAUGACUUCAUGAAGAGGUUGAAGGUAAUGAUGGAGGACAAAAUACAGAAAGAGAGGAAAGAGAUGUUAGUUCGUAAAGAGAAGUUCAUAAAAGAAAAUGCAGAAAAGGAACUUCGGCGUAAAAUGCGAGAAUCACGUAAGAAGAAAGCAGCAUGUCGAAUUUUGGGCAAGACUGCAGGGAAGAAAAGCAUUGUGUAGAUAAAUAAAAUAUUUUGUGACAAAGAAAGUUCUGUAUGUUCUUUUUUUCAUUUAGUAGUCCUUCAAAGGGAAAAUAAAAUGGUAGGAAUUUUGAUAAUACCAAUAUUUUGUAUGCAUAAUCAUGUCUGAAAAGAAGAGCUUGCAUAAGUAUUUAUGAUUUUCAUUGGAAAUUAAAGGUUUUAGAAAUAUA
Penaeus vannamei (Pacific white shrimp) is the source of this 1501-nucleotide messenger RNA. Lineage: Eukaryota; Metazoa; Arthropoda; Malacostraca; Decapoda; Penaeidae. The record is from RefSeq and is a predicted model, not a curated record.